Schistocerca piceifrons (Central American locust) is the source of this 1077-nucleotide messenger RNA. RefSeq names its product translation machinery-associated protein 16 homolog. The transcript is spliced from 6 exons. The record is from RefSeq and is a predicted model, not a curated record. NCBI's taxonomy places the organism in Eukaryota, Metazoa, Arthropoda, Insecta, Orthoptera, Acrididae. The coding region runs from base 61 to 804 and encodes 247 amino acids. Gene Ontology annotation, cellular component: nucleus.
AACACCCAUAAAUUAUAAUUCCAAAGUCUACGUCCGAAAUGGAAUAUAGUCUCUGACUUAAUGAAAUGUGAGUCACGUGUGUUUGUGUCGUACGUGCGUGAUUUAAGUACUGCGAAAAUGCCUAAAUCAAUUCAGAAUGAUCUAAAGAAGCUCACAAAAGUUAUCCAUCCAAGAAGCCGAAAAGCCCAGCAGCUUACAAAGAAGAUAAGCAGGAUCUCAGCACGUGAGAAGAUUAAGUUAAUACAUCAAGUAAGGCAGAAUUUGCUGGGGGAGAAGUUACAAUGGUUCAAAGACAACCUCGAUGCAAAUGCUGCACUGUGUACAGCGGAAAUGCUUAUGGAACUUAUUGAACGGUAUCUUCACAGAUUUGAUGAUGAGUUAGAACAAAUAGAACUUAAAAGAACCAUUGGUGGACAUAGAUCAAGGCAGCAUGCUAGUCGUGAGGAUAUAAUUCGUAUGACAAUACUGAAAGAUAGAGAGGAUUAUGAAACUGGAGGUAUAGAACUACCUGAUAUUCUUGCAACCAGCCAGUUGGCAUUGUUACGUCAGUGGCAAGGCGAGUUACGCUUCCUACAAAAGUUCAGACUUAGACUGUUUUCAAAACGUUUCUUGUCCUCCAUCAUAGGAAAGUCAGUGUCAAAGGAGAAACCUAACUCAGAGAAUCAAAGUGACUCAUCAGAAAGUACCGGUAUAAAUAUCCUCCCUGAAGAAGACAAAGAUUCAACAUUACCAGCAAAUGAUGGAAAUGUGAUUGCACCAAAUAAAACAGAGGCUGCAGAGGAACAUAUGGAAACUGACACUUGAACCUCGUGCAGGAUCUGAAACAUGCUGCUACAUUCUGUGUUAUACCAGGAUAAUCUUGGUAUGCUCCAUGAAGACAGACACAACUCAUCAGUCCAGUUAUUAUUCACGUCAUUGUGGACAGACAAUGUCUUGAUAUUAUUAAAGAUAUGCAUGUUUGAGUUUGUGACUCUGGGCGUCCUCUGAUUCCUGCUUUCAGUAUAUAUAUAGUAUUUAUUUGUUCAAGCUUGAAAUGUUAAUAGCUACUGUAAAUACAUGUUUAUUUUUUAAAUGUUA